CUUGGCCUCGCUGCUGGGCACUGCGGAAGCACUGGUGGGGCACAACAAGGGCUCGCAGGUUCUGCAGGGGGCCGUGCGGCUGAGGCUGGGGCCAUGUCAACACUGGCCCCCCUGCGCCUGCUGCGCGAGCCCUGGAACGCCAGUGAGGGCAACCAGAGCAAUGCCACGGCCGGGGCUGGUGGCGCCUGGUGCCAGGGGCUCGACAUCCCCAAUGAGCUCUUCCUUGUGCUGGGGCUGGUGAGCCUGGUGGAGAACCUGCUGGUGGUGGCCGCCAUCCUGAAGAACAGGAACCUGCACUCGCCCACAUACUACUUUAUCUGCUGCCUGGCUGUCUCUGACAUGCUGGUGAGCGUCAGCAACCUGGCGGAGAUGCUCUUCAUGCUGCUGAUGGAGCACGGUGUGCUGGUGAUCCACGCCAGCAUCGUCCGCCACAUGGACAACUUCAUCGACAUGCUCAUCUGCAGCUCCGUUGUGUCUUCCCUCUCCUUCCUGGGGGUCAUCGCUGUGGACCGCUACAUCACCAUCUUCUACGCCCUACGCUACCACAGCAUCAUGACGCUGCAACGGGCCGUGGUGACCAUGGCCAGUGUCUGGCUGGCCAGCACCGUCUCCAGCACCAUCUUCAUCACCUACUACAACAACAACACCAUCCUCCUCUGCCUCAUCAGCUUCUUCCUCUUCAUGCUGGUCCUCAUGCUGGUGCUCUACAUCCACAUGUUCGCCCUGGCCCGCCACCACCUCCACAGCAUCUCCAGCCAGCAGAAGCAGCCCACCGUCUACCGCAGCAGCAGCCUGAAGGGAGCUGUCACACUGACCAUCCUCCUGGGCGUCUUCUUCAUCUGCUGGGGGCCCUUCUUCUUCCACCUCAUCCUCAUCGUCACCUGCCCCACCAACCCCUUCUGCACCUGCUUCUUCAGCUACUUCAACCUCUUCCUCAUCCUCAUCAUCUGCAAUUCCGUGAUCGACCCCCUCAUCUACGCCUUCCGGAGCCAGGAGCUGCGGCGGACGCUGCGGGAGGUGGUGCUGUGCUCCUGGUAGGCAGCGGG
Falco peregrinus (peregrine falcon) is the source of this 1046-nucleotide messenger RNA. It is a transcript of the gene MC1R, whose product is annotated as melanocortin 1 receptor. Gene Ontology annotation, biological process: G protein-coupled receptor signaling pathway. NCBI's taxonomy places the organism in Eukaryota, Metazoa, Chordata, Aves, Falconiformes, Falconidae. The record is from RefSeq and is a predicted model, not a curated record. The transcript has a single exon. The coding region runs from base 94 to 1038 and encodes 314 amino acids. Gene Ontology annotation, molecular function: melanocyte-stimulating hormone receptor activity. Gene Ontology annotation, cellular component: membrane.